UUGUCAUGGAGAUGGAAAAGGACCCAGCUUCCACUCGUCGUGCUGUUGCCAUGGAAAUCCCCAUGGCAGCAGCAUCGCUCUCUGUAGCGCCAGGAGAGCCGGAGGAGCAGUGCGAGCCCGCCCUACCCUUUCACCGUGGACAGCACCAUAGGACCAGACCGCCGUUCAACCACGGGAGAUUUUAUAUGCUGAUAGUUAUCGGAGAAAUCUCAACGGACCACCACCUUCAGACUGCCAAAAAACACAUAAUACAGGGACUGCGGUCGUGGGACAUCGAUCUGACUCUGUGCGACCUGAACAGAGAGCUACAGCUCUUCGCGACGCGACACUCUGCCCAGUUCUCCUCAGAGGUCAAAGGACAGAGGACCCUGCAGUACAAGAGUGAUGUCCUUGAGACAGUUGUGUUGGUGAACCCGUCAGAGGAAACUACUGCUUCAGAGAUCCGUUCUCUGGUCACUGACUCUGCUGGACACAAGCUACUAGUCCUAAGUGGCCAGAGCUCUGAGCAGGGAGGUGACAUCACACUGCAGGGUGGAGCCUUCACCUGGAGACACUUCUCUGACAUAAUCUCUGAUCCUGGAGUGACUGAGGUCCUGUCCAACUCAGCAUCGGACCAGCGGCCCAGGCUAACAGUAUCGUGCCUGGGAGACGGGGGCUGGAGCUCACUGGGCCACAGCCAGGAGCAGCAGCACCUCCAGAACCUUCUGGAAUACCGCCUAAACCCUGAGCCCACGCUUCCCGACAUGGAGGGAGUCGCGGAGUUCACAGAGUACGUCUCGGAGACGGUGGACGUCCCGUCGCCCUUUGACAACCUGGAACCGCCCACCUCGGGUGGUUUCCUGAAGCUAUCCAAGCCCUGCUGCUACAUCUUCCCUGGAGGGAGGGGUGACUCUGCCCUGUUCGCCGUGAACGGAUUCAACAUCCUGGUGGAUGGAGGGUCCGAACGCAGGUCCUGUUUCUGGAAGCUGGUCAGGCACUUGGACAGGAUAGACUCAGUCCUGCUGACCCACAUUGGGGCGGACAACCUCCCAGGCAUCAACGGGCUGCUCCAGAGGAAGAUCGCUGAGCAGGAGGAGGAGCAGUCCCAGGGAUCUGGCGGCUCCAACACAUACGGUGACUGGAUGAAGAACCUGAUCUCGCCUGAGCUCGGUGUGGUGUUCUUCAACGUCCCCGAGAAGCUACGAAUGCCUGAGUCCACGCUAAAGGUCAAACGGAGCAUCGAGGAGGCAUCCCUCACACUGCAGUAUCUCAACAAGCUUGGCAUCAAGUCAGAACCUCUUUACAGGGUCGUUAGCAACACCAUUGAGCCCAUCACGCUUUUCCACAAGCUGGGCGUUGGCAAGCUAGACAUGUACAUUCUGAACCCUGUGAAGGAAAGCAAGGAGAUGCAGUUCCUUAUGCAGAAGUGGGCUGGGAACAGUAAGGCCAAGACUGGGAUUGUGAUGUCCAAUGGCAAAGAAGGAGAAAUAUCCGUCCCUUACUUGACCUCAGUAACAGCUCUUAUCGUAUGGAUCCCGCAUAGUCCAACAGAGAAGAUAGUCAGGGUGCUGUUCCCUGGAAAUGCACCGCAGAACAAAAUCUUGGAGGGGCUUGAAAAGCUGAAGCACCUGGACUUCCUGCGCUACCCAGUAGCCACUCAGAAAGACAUAUCCUCUGGGGCCCCGCCUCCAAUCAUAAAACAAACAAAGAUGAGAUCAAGAACAGAAAGCAAGGAGAGCCUGAAAUCUUCCACCAAAACACAGUUGGCCUCAAAAGCCAGCAAGAAGGAAGCUAAAGGGCUGGAAGAGGAGUCCAAGAAUGACUCGGCUAAAGAGAACAAAAUUGAAAAGAGAGAGGAGAAGAAGGAGAAGAAGGUGAAGAGUGAGAGCGCCAAAGCUACCAAAGCCACCAAAGCCACCAAACAACAACAAAACAGUGAGGCAGCACCCGAAGCAGCCAAACUGGAGAGAAAGAAGCUGUCCAAGGAGAAAACACUGAGGAAACACUCCAAGGAACGACCAUCUAAGAUGGAGGAGAAAAAGGACAAAGAGAAGAAAGAGAUCAGUAAAGUAAAGAAAGAGGACAACAAACGCGAAGUGAAGAAAGAUGAUACUGCUAAAAAAGAGGAGAAAAAAGAAACAAAAGCAGUGAAGGAGGAGAAAAAGAAGGAUCUGAGUAAGCCAGAGCUGAGGAAGAUCACCAAACCAGACCUGAAACCCUUUACCCCAGAAGUCAGGAAAACCCUCCAUAAGGCAAACAAGACACAGGCCAAACCCAAGACGGACAAGACUGACAAAAACAUAACAGCCAAACCGGUCAAAGAGAAAACAGCUGAGAAAAAGUCUGUCCCAAAGAAAGCCCCCCCAAAAUCCGCUGCUGCUUUGGCAGACGGGUCUGUUGUAUCCUCUCCAGAAGACCUCACCAAGGACUUCGAAGCUUUAAAACGAGAUGAGCUCUCGAAGCUAGGGAGUGAACCCAUUCAGAAUGAUGUCAUGUCUGGAUGUCCAGCUUUCACAGACUCCAAACUCCCUGAUGAGGGAAUAACAACUAAAUCCCCAGCCAAUCUUGGAGAGAAGUUUGAGGAUGAGGGUGCUGACAUGGAUGAUGGUGAUGAUGAUGGGGAGGAGUACAAAAAAGAGAGUGAUGUACUAAAGAAAGGUGCAGAUGUCGGGAAAUGGCAGGACAUUAAAAGAAAUGCUGGCAUGGAUAGGAAAUAUGAGGAUGAAAUGGAGAAAUACGACGACGACGACUACUCUACUAAGGGAGACAUGAAUUCGAAGAAGAGUGUCAGCUCAGAAGAGGAGGGUGACGUUAUCGAAAAAGCAGAUCUGGAGGGAAUUGAGGAUUAUGAGGAUAAAUACAACUCAGAAAAAGAUAAAAAAGAAUGGGACACCAAGUCAACCGACUUUAAAUCGUUUUCAACCGCAGUCGCCUCUGGACAAACCACUACCGCUGCCUCUGAGCAAGUGUCCUUCAUCCAAGAUGAGACUAUUCCCGCUUAUUCCGAAACGGAGCACACCAUCUCCGAUGAGGAGAUCCAUGAAGAACCCGAGGACAGGAUCCCACACCUCCGCUACGACGUUGCUUCCUGCGACAUCACCGUUCCCGACGUUCCAGGAUCCUUCGACUCUGUGUAUGGUGUUAGGGAGAUGAGAGCCUCGGCUACGUCUGACGCCUCAGACUUCAAAGCCAAAGGCUUCGUGGGAAGACAUGACCCAGUGUUGGCAGCCUAUCCAAGCAUCAUCACAGCUCCGCUCGCCGAGGAAGAGCACAUCUCCUCAGCCACGUCCAUCACAGAGUACGACAAACUGUCCUCGUUCGCCACUUCCAUGGCGGACGACCAGUCCAUCGCAUCUGUGACCGCCCCGCAGACAGAGACAGAGACAGGGAGGAGCUCUCUUCACCUGGACACGGUCAAUAGCAUCCCCUACCGCACCGAGGCCACCCACGGGAAGGACUACCUCCACUCGGCUGGAACCAUCUCUCCCACCUCCUCCCUGGAGGAGGACAAGAACUUCAGUUCUCCUCCUUCAAAGGAGUACCAGCCUUUUGUUACUGAGAUGGAGGCUGGGAGGAAGACCAAACCCGUCCAUGAGGAGUAUGACGAAGAGGAGGAUGAAGACGAGGACCAGACUCCCAACGUUGAUAUCCCCUUGGGGAAACUCCAAGAGGGCUACGAGCAGGCGACGGCAGCCAUGUUGCUCCAGGACAAGGAUAAAUCCCCCUCCACUGCCUUUGCACCUCCCUCUCCUCCCUCUUUCUCCAGCGGGUUUAAGCCUAGUUCCAUGUUUGAAGUUGAAGAGAGAUGUCUUAGCCCAGGCGACAGCACCGUGAAGCUGGCCUCACCUACCCAGUCGGUCCCCAUCAGCAGUGGCUACUCCCCCACAGAGGAGAAGAAAAACAACAAAAUGGACAACACUGAAACUGAGCUCCAGAAAAUGGGGCUUUCUGGUGACAAGACCCCCUUUGAAGAAUCAGAUGAGGAUGAUGAUGAUGACUAUUAUGAGAAAAGGGAUCUCAAACCCUGUGUUAAAGCUAAGUAUUUGGAACAGAAGGAGGGUAGGUUCUUGGACGAUGAAUCACCUCAAGAAGAGAAGCUGUCUGAGAGGGACAAAGGACUUGCAGAGGAUGACAUCAAGUCCAAGUAUCUGCAGAAUAAACCGGGGUCGACAGACGAGACACAGUUCUCUGGUUACAUGGCGCAAACAACCAAACCCCAGAUCAUGCACUCCGACGAGCAAGACGAGGUGGAGGAAGAUGAUGAAGAUGAUGUUGUUCAACCAAGUGGAACAGGGUCUAGAGCUUUAUCAGUAGAGCAAAGUAAAUUGGACUCUGAAGAUGACGAAAAGGAUGCAGCAUUAUCCAGAAAAAAGAACCAUGUAACUUUGAAAGAGCCAGAGAAAAGUGUCCAGUUCAAUCUGUAUGACUUCCCGGAGCGAGAGAGUAGAGAGAAACGCUCAGAAGAAGAAAUAAGACAGGACACCCCAUAUGUACACGGCAAGACUUUCUCUUACAGUGAUAUCUAUGACAAUAAAACCAGUUAUCAGAAGGACCAAUCAGAAAAAAUGGGGAAGGACAGUAUGAAGGAGACGGAUACACAGAAAAAGGACUCCGCUUUCCCCUCAGACAAGGAGGGUUUCCCUAGCUCUCAUGGAAAAGAUGUAUCUUCCUCCUCCUCUUCCUCUUCCCCCUUUCCAUGGCUCCAUGGCUCUGAAUCUAUAGAGAAGAUAAGUGAGCCACGUGGAUACAGCAGAGAGAGCAGAUUCCCAUCCAUGGCUGAUAGACCAGAGGCUUCAACCACAUCCUUAUCAUCAGAGAGAGACUCCUCCCCUUAUAAAGUUCACAGUGAUUACACCUCUGUAACAGGUAGUGCUGCAGCCAAACCCUCUUCAAUGAGCUACCAUGACAAAGAGGUGGAACUGGAGAUAGACAUGAGGAAGCUAACAGCCAGGGAUGAGGAAGACUACGAUGAUUAUGAUGAUGAAGAUGAUGAAGAAGAGGAUGAGGACGAUGAAGAGGAGGAUGCUAUUGACUCAGACAUGGAGAAAGGUGCCAAAGAGAAAUCGGAAAAGGAAGUCAAAAGUCCAUUCAUCGAUGGUGUGAGCUCAAAACAGCCCCAGUUUAUGGUUUCCAUGGCUGGCUACGGUUACAACAGCCAGACAAAGCCGACUUCACCAGACAGCAUGAGCACAGAAGAGCCAGAGUUUAUGGUUUCCAUGGCCGGCUAUGGUUACAACAGUCAGGCAAAACCGACUUCACCAGACUGUGUGAGCUCAGGGAUAACAACUAAAUCCCCAGCCAAACUUGGAGAGACGUUUGAGGACGAGGGUGCCGACAUGGAUGAUGAUGAUGACGAUGAUGAUGAUGACGAUGAGGAGGAGUUCAACAAAGAGAGGGAUGUACUAAAGAAAUGUGCAGAUGGUUACAGUAGUCAGGCAAAGCCGACUUCACCAGACGGCAUGAGCUCGAAAGAGCCAGAGUUUAUGGUUUCCAUGGCCGGCUAUGGUUACAACAGCCAGGCAAAGCUGACUUCACCAGACGGCAUGAGCUCGAAAGAGCCAGAGUUUAUGGUUUCCAUGGCCGGCUAUGGUUACAACAGCCAGGCAAAGCUGACUUCACCAGACGGCAUGAGCUCGAAAGAGCCAGAGUUUAUGGUUUCCAUGGCCGGCUAUGGUUACAACAGCCAGGCAAAGCUGACUUCACCAGACGGCAUGAGCUCAAAAGAGACAGAUUUCACAGACUCCAAACUCCCUGAUGAGGGGAUAACAACUAAAUCCCCAGCCAAACUUGGAGAGAAGUCUGAGGACGAGGGUGCCGACAUGGAUGAUGAUGACGAUGAUGACGAUGAUGAGGAGUACAACAAAGAGCGGGACACACACAGCCAGGCAAAGACGAUUUCACCAGACGGCAUGAGCUCGAAUGAGCCAGAGUUUAUGGUUUCCAUGGCGGGCUACGGUUACAACAGCCAGGCGAAGCCGACUACGCCACCUUCCUCCACCACCUGCAAAGGUGACAUGGGCGCCACAGCGUUCUCUGGGUACUCCUCUGGGUUUGAUUAUUCUUACGGUGGGGAGAAAGACACAUUUCAGUCCAGCCAGAUGAAGGACAAAGAGGGAAAAGAUGACUAUUUCCACAGUGAGAGAGCUGACGGUGGUAAGAAAACAGGAGACACAGUAGGAGUCUCAUCAGGCUUCCACUACACCACCACCUCUGCCACGGCAUAUUCGUCCUCCUCUUCCUACAGCUACUCCUCCUCUACGUCCGGUCCGUCACUCUCCACCAGCCGGCAGUUUGGCGAGGAGCUGGAGACCCCAGCCAACGCCUCCGACCACAUCUUCAAAAAUGAUACAGACAGUGCCGGCUUCGAGUACUCCUCCUUUAAAGAUGAACAUGCCUCCUUUAAAGAUGAACAUGCCUCCUUUAAAGAUGAACACGGCUCCUUUAAAGAUGAACACGGCUCCUUUAAAGAUGAACAUGCCUCCUUUACAGAUGAACACACCGCCUUUAAAGAUGAACACGGCUCCUUUAAAGAUGAACAUGCCUCCUUUAAAGAUGAACACACCGCCUUUAAAGAUGAACACGGCUCCUUUAAAGAUGAACACGCCUCCUUUAAAGAUGAACACGCCUCCUUUAAAGACAAACAUGCUUCCUUUAAAGAUGAACACUCCUCCUUUAAAGACGAACAUUCCCUGGCCAUGGACUCCUCACCCUUUUCCAGUUCCUGCGGGAUGGUUAAGAACGAGUACCUGGAGGUUUCAGAGAAGCAGAUGACGAUGGCCACCACCACCACCGCAGAAUCCACCUCCAGUCUGGCCCGCUUCUCUCCUCACAGCCCCUUUGAGGAGAUCAAACCUUUCCACUCACACUCCUCCGCUUCCUCCUCGGAAGACAAAAAGGAGCAUGUUGCCUCGAUGGAAGGAAGUGUUGUGAACAAAAGCCCCCAGUCGGACUGCUUCUAUAAACCGGAAUGGGCGGAUGAGUCCAAGCUGCAGGGUGCAGGGGGUUAUGGGCCUUUCUCCCAGUCACCCAAGGAGAAGGAUGCCAUCGCCAUGGGUUUGUUUGGUGUCACCUCGUCCCCACGGCCCGACUCAACAGGCAAGCAUUACUUUGAAAACUCUGACAGUACUGAGGAAGAGGAUGACGAGGAAGGUUACAUGCGUGAGAUGGGCCUGUCCUUCUCUAAAAAACACGGCAGCAGCACCACCACCUCAGGUAAGAUAGAUGGCGCUGGUCUCCCUGAUGUGCUCACCUCGUACAUACCCUCCUCUCUGCUGCCCACCAAGCCAGACACAGUCAAUGGAGGCAGUCCCAUGGAGGUCAGCAGCAUGAGCUCCCCCAUCAGUGCAGGGCCGGCAGCCAGCUGCGUGAGCCCAGGUCUGGGUACAGCUGAGGAGAAAAAGGUGAGGGGCUCCUAUGAGUGGAACAUGCAGAAGCCCCAGAUGGACAUGGUUCCUGGCGACUCCCCGCCUCAUUACCGCCACGAGGACGAGUUUGAGGAGGAAUGCGAAAUGGAACCCGAGUGCCCCGCCCGCCCGCUCUCCCUCUCCUCCACUGAACACACCUUCGGCUCCCCCUUCUACACGGAGGCGUCGUGCCGAGGAGAAGCAGGAGGAAGAGAUGAUGAUGAUGACAGCGACCUGGACCUCCCUCCUGAAAUGGGCGCCUCCUCCUCCACAUCCUCCUCCAAAGCCUCCCCUGGCUACUCCUCCUCGGAACACAGGCACCGCAAGGGAGACCUCUCGCCCUCCUUCAUCAAUCCCAGUAUGCAACAGCAGUCCAGCGAUGAGGAGGACGAGGAGCGGGGACGCAGGAGCGACCAAUCGCAGGAAGGGGACGAACAUGAUCUGUCAGUCAAGAAGAGAGCCAACAAACAGCCCCACCACCCCCGCUUCCAGGGUGGCUCGAUCACCCACGCCGGGACGGCUGGGCUGGGGUUAGCCAGAGAAGACACCCCCCCAACCUCCGUCAGCGAGUCUAUACCGUCGCAGUCAGAUUCAGACGUUCCCCCAGGGACAAAGGAGUGCCCCUUCAUCACGGGCAACAGCAACAUGGACUCUGACGAGGACACUGAGUACCUGCCUGUGGAUAAGUUCUCCACCAUGGGAGGGGGCCACCAUCACUCCUCUUCCUCCUCCUCCUCCAGGAUUAGCCCCCGGGACCCCCCUCCUGCCCCACUCAUGGACCCCUUCCCCAACCCCCCUCACCCCGACGUCUGCAUGGUGGACCCCGACGCUCUGGCCAAUGACCAGAACCGGGUAACCUCAGAGUCGCCCCUCAAGAAGGACCCCAAGACGAAAGGCGUGCGGAAGACAGGGAAACCCAAGUCGGCAUCUCCGGCUCGCCGCAAGCGGUCCCCCAUGCCAGUGAAGCAGUUGCCAUCCCCUCGCAGCGCCUCGCUGAAGAAGAAGGAGACAGAGAAGAGCUUGAGGAUGUCCCAUCUGUCAGACGGACAGGCCUCCAGAGACGAUGACCUCUCCAGGUCCAGUUACAACGCCGGCAGGGUGGCCAACGGAGUUAAGAGCACCUCAGGCUCUCAGAGGUCCAGUUCCGUGGUUCCCCAAGGCCCUCCUAUCUACGUAGACUUGGCCUACAUCCCCAACCACUGCAGUUCUAAGAACGUGGACCAGGAGUUCUUCAAACGUGUCCGCUCUGCAUACUACGUGGUGAGCGGGAACGAUGUGGGCAAUGACGAGCCCAGCCGAGUGGUCCUGGAUGCUCUACUGGAGGGCAAAGCCCAGUGGGGAUCCAACCUACAGGUGACGUUGAUUCCCACCCAUGACACAGAUGUGACUCGGGAGUGGUACCAGCAAACCCAUGAACGGCAGCAGGAGCUAAACAUCAUGGUCCUGGCCUCCAGCAGCACCGUGGUCAUGCAGGAUGAGUCUUUCCCCGCCUGCAAGAUCGAAUUUUAAGCCCCACCCCCCUCUCUUCCCCUCUGUAAUGGGACAACACACAGCUCCCCUGGUUCAGUCUGUCUGUUUAAAUAUUUUGGAUCUGCCUUUUCUAGGGAUUUAUUUCUUACAGUAAAUCAUAACAGUACAUCUCAAAUUACACCCUAUUGGUCUUAUAGCGAACAUCUCUGGUCUAAAGUAGUGCACUGGACUGUAUGUGGAGUAGGGUGUCAUUUUAGACAGAGAUAUUCAACAACCACACGUUUGAUUAUGGUUAGUGUCAUUGUUUGUAUUAUAAAGGUGCUCUUCAGACUAUAACGCUCCUCUACUAUAAUUCUAAGGUUUAUUCAAGGAAACAAGUAUGGUUGUGCAUACGGUAGAAAUCCAGGCAAAAUGUCCAGGCAAUGGUUACUGUUUCCUUCAAGUUAAGACAGAUUUUCUUCUAAUAGGCAUAACUCAUGCACAAGUAUGCCCUAUUAUAAUGUUAGAGUCAUCAACAACAACAACAGACUUAAUCUUUGUUUAAAGAAGUUACAACACCAAAACACAUUUUGUACUUUAGUGUUUAUAUGUUUUGUAGAACUGAAUACACCAUGCUAAUGCCAAUGGUACUUUUCUCAUCCACGUGCCACUCAUUGAACUUUGUGCCUAAUAUUGACACAUUGACAUAGAUGAUAUUCUAAGUAGAUUGUCUCUAAGAGUCUUUUAGAUGUCGAAUAAUUAUGUUUGUAGUAGAAUAGGGUGGAAAAAACUAAUCGAGUCAUACUCAAAGGUUUUGUGUGUGCCAUUCAGUUUUCAUGUCAUUUCUGCCAUUCAGUUUUCAUGUCAUUUCUGCCAUUCAGUUUUCAUGUCAUUUCUUCAAGGUGAAAUUCACUUUUAAUGGAUUUCUCAAAGCGCCAUACUGCGUACAGUAAAUCCUAACUAUCAUUGUUGUCUGGUUGUAAAGUGAAGUCUUUUGAGAAUGUUUCCAGCCAGAACACAUCCAGAUCUGUCGAACAGGGCUGGUGUAUAUUGUACAAUAUACAACAUGCACAGUAGAUUACCCUUGCUUUUAUUUUCCAGGCUUGCAUCCACAAACAUAUCGUGGAUCCAGCCAACGUAUGCUAUUGUGUGAAAGGAAAGGAGAAUACUCUCAUUGCAACAUUUUAAUGACUGUAUGUCAGGUUGCUACAUUCAAUGUACUACUUCCUCGUCAUAGCAUUUAUACGCAUGUAUAACAUACUGUAAGCAUUACACAUUGGCUUGGAAUAGUGUGGCUUAUUAAAUGACAAAUAGCUUAAGCAGCUUGUUUGUGUUCAUGAACUCAUUGAUAGAAAGGAGGCUGUCAGGUUAAAAGAGGUUACACAACUUAAAGACAAUAACCCUCCGCUAUUUAACUGCAGAGCGACACUGUCUGUCUGUGAACUGGAGUAGGUCCACACUUUGGGAAGGUAUCACAGAUCAUAUGAUUAUUCUCACAUUUAGUAUUGACCCUUUAAGAGACAUGGGUGUGAUUUGGGAUUUGUGUAAGGUGAAGAUAGUGUAGACUAGUGGUAUGUACUCCAGCUAUGACCAUCAUGGUAUCGUCCCAAAUGGCACCCUAUUCCCUAUGUAGUGUACUUCUUUUGACCAGAGCCUUAUGGUAGUGCACUGCAUAGGGAAUAGGGUGCCAUUUGGAGCAGUCAUACCUAACCUGGUUAUGACUACAGCAAUAGGACCAUGUGGUUGUGAGCUCAUGGCCCAUCACCUGUACAGGGUAAUAGUUUGAUUGAGUGUCUGAAGACUUGUCUGUGAGGUGUUUGCGCCGUGCAUUAAGACCACGUUGAUGAAACAUUGAUGAACAUUGUGGGGCGGUUCCAUAGAUGAUAGAGGUUUGACUGUCACCCACAUGUGCCUUUCUGUCCUGUCGUGUGUUCAAGGAAGACUCGGAUGCUUGCUUGAAAUGGCCCUUGUGGCAAAGCCAUAGAUAUUCAGUGUUCGGCAAACACCGUUUCAGUCUCAGAAUUUGAACGGACGCCAUGUUGGCACUGAAAGCUUCAAGAUGCAGAUUAGAAUGUUCUCAUCAUGGCAUGUUUGGUGCAGACAUGGAGGAUGGGUUGCCAUGGUAAAGUAGUGGCUAGGUGGGCAGGUCAGUGUUGUAGUAUGAUCACUAAACUAAGCAAACUAACAUGGUACUUCUACCAGUCAGUGAUCACAGGGUCUGAUAUUCUCUGUCGACGAUAGUGAACAUGAAGCACAAAUGAUCAAACAACUUAACAAGUACCAACUGUGAUCAAACCCAUAUUCUAAGAACUUUUAGGCCUACUCAUAUGAAAAUACUUUAAUUUGGGAUUUCUACCAAUUGUGUUUAUGUUCUUUAACACAAAAGCAGUCAUUUUUAAUCAGAAAAAGAGAGAGCUUUGUUGGAAAUGUUAACUCACAGACAGACGUUAUUUCCUAUUGAGUUGUAUUAUUUUCUUAAUCCUUAUGAUGCCCAUGGAAAGGGAAAUAGGUGUUCUGCUUUAGGGCUGUUUUAGAACCGUUAACUUUGGGACCAGAGGCCAAAAGGUUUUUGCUCUACCACAAUCACCUUGACUCAAUGCCUUGGAAUGUUUUUAAAGACAAAAUGUACAAUUUGCUUUUGAUUUUAUGUGAUUAUAGUCAGUGUGUCUAGAAUGUAAUUUUCAGUGUUAUUUAAGAUGGGUUUUCAUUUGUGUGCACAGUUCAAUUGUAUCCUUUAAUUUUACUGUGAAUUGGGAUUAACUAAGUAGAUUGUUAGAAACUAACUGUUAGAAAACGAGACAUGUUUUAAUUCCAUUUUAUUGCAUCAUGACAUUGAGUUUGAGGCUUACAAAGAACAAAUUAUAACAUGCUUUGUUCGAGGUUCUAGACAAAUUGUACUAUUGCGCAAUCUUUGAGGCCAAUCACAAUAUUCAGCAAUGUAUUCCAGUUUUUCUGAGACAGAUAUGGCACACACACACACGUAAGUAAUAAUGAAUUUCAAAUGCUUUCAGUAAACAUGCUUUGAAUCCUGCAAUGUUUUUUUCUUCUCGUUGCCGAUGCUCAAAUGUACCGGACCAUGUAGAUUAUCAGAGAGAGUAGUUCUGAGACAGAACUGCUCUGUCUGUUAACCAGGCUGCAAUAACAAUACUGAGAGGUUUAACCAGGCUAGUUCUGAGACAGAACUGCUCAGUCUGUUAACCAGGCUGCGAUAACAAUACUGAGAGGUUUAACCAGGCUAGUUCUGAGACAGAACUGCUCUGUCUGUUAACCAGGCUGCGAUAACAAUACUGAGAGCAGCGUUCAGUCUGGUUUAACCAGGCUAGUUCUGAGGGAUCCAGCUGAUCCGAAUGUGAAGAAGCAGAUUAACCUUUACGUUCUCCGUGGAGGACAUUGAUAUCUUGGUUGCCUUGGUGACAUACUAGUUAGUAGUUGUAUAUAUUUCUGCUCCAUCAACUCAAAAGGGUUGUCAGUCAAAGUCAGACUGUCUCCUCUAUUGUGUGUGAAUACAGUGCAUAUCAAACUUAUUUUUAGGGCAGAAUGUCUGUUAUUUUAUUUCUUUACUCUUGUCUGAAGUCUGUCUAUUUCUAAUGGUUGCCCUGAGAAACGAGUGGAAUUAAUUAGUCAGCGAUUGAUUAAAGAAAACUGGACAAGUUCUACAUUUUCAGAGACUGAUUUUUGACCGUACAGGUAACUGUCUUACUAACAGUCAAAGGCAAACUAACAUGCCUGCUAUAUUGUUUAGCUGAGAGAACAUUCUGUAUAACAAAUAUUGGAUAAUUUUCCAGUGCUUGCAAUUGGCUUUCAUGUAGAGAAUGGGAUUCAGAACAACAGUAUCCCUUUAUAUCUCAGCAACUCUAUGAGAAGAUGCUCAAUCUUCUUGUGCUGUAAUUUAACCAGUUUUCCUGUGGUCUUUGACUUCAAGGUUGUCUUAACAGAGACAUCAACUGUUAACUCAUGUCAGUGUCAUUCUGAAGACUAGAAUUAACAUUGUAUUCAUAGACAUACACAAACCACAACACACAAAACUGACUGCCAGAUAGUGACUCGGAUCACUAUAUCAAUACAUUUUAUAUCUAGGGUAUUUAUAAUGGUUCACACAGUGAAUUUUUCCAAAUAAAAAAAACAGAACAAAAACAGUAACAAUGUAUUGUGCAAAAAUAAUAAUUCCGUUGAAUUCUCCAAAACUCCUCAGAAUCCUGAUGUAGAAAAUCCUCAUGAAGAUUGUCCAUCAUUCCAAUAAACUGCUUAUCUGUGCAUGCUAUCUUAUUGGUUCUAAUCCUGUAGGUAAUAGUUUAAAAAUGAAUAAAAUAGCCUUUCUAUUUUAAAAGAUGCAUAUUUAAAAAGCUAACUGUGGAUGGUAUGGGGAAGGCUGGUGCAAGGUCGUCGUCUUGCCUCCACUGGCUGUGCUGGAAGGAAGGCGUUGGGAUCGCUCUCCUCUUUCUUUUUGCAAGCUUCAUGACUGUUCUUAAAUCUUUUGUUUUAAGUGCAAUAUACUUCUCUAUCUUUAGGAACAUAGAACUUCAGCAGAUUUAUUGUCAAAGGGGGAAAGUGUGGUGAUCAUCAAUAAAACAUGUAUUGAAGAAUA
Messenger RNA from Oncorhynchus kisutch (coho salmon), 13416 nucleotides. RefSeq names its product microtubule-associated protein 1B. Gene Ontology annotation, cellular component: dendrite; neuronal cell body; microtubule associated complex. The record is from RefSeq and is a predicted model, not a curated record. Gene Ontology annotation, molecular function: microtubule binding; actin binding. The coding region runs from base 6 to 8891 and encodes 2961 amino acids. Gene Ontology annotation, biological process: axonogenesis; microtubule cytoskeleton organization; dendrite development. The transcript has 8 exons. Lineage: Eukaryota; Metazoa; Chordata; Actinopteri; Salmoniformes; Salmonidae.